Molecule: messenger RNA, 1502 nt
Organism: Dalotia coriaria
Lineage: Eukaryota; Metazoa; Arthropoda; Insecta; Coleoptera; Staphylinidae
Exons: 3
Coding region: 595-1449 (284 amino acids)
Molecular function (GO): acyltransferase activity, transferring groups other than amino-acyl groups
Source: RefSeq, a predicted model, not a curated record
CAUUAAUUACAAUUAAUACUCGCAUAGCAACAAAAAUUUGCCAGACAUCUCAUCAAGGAAGGUUAUCUCCAGUUAAUUCCUACUUUACAUUAAUGUACACGCGGCCUAAAAGCAUUUAGGUGCUUCCAUUGUGCUUUAAGUCGUUGUGUGACUUGCUCUCCUACUCUCAAUAAGUUCGUGUGUACUCGUUUCCACAUGGCAAUGCUUCAAAUGAUCACUUGAACUGAACAGUAGCACUCGAGACUUGCCACAGUUAGAUAGUUGUAAAUUUAGUUCAUUUUGUGCACGAGACAUCAAUUUCCACCGAUUUGCAAAAUGAUUCCUCAAUUGUGACUAUUUUAUUUCUAAGUGUUACAUGACUCGAUUAUUGCAGCUAUCAAAAUAGCAUAGAUAUUGUUGGAAACACUUGUCACAUUAUAUUAUCAGUCGGUGUGUGCGUGGUUUGUAAAUAUUGAAAUAACUCGCGAUAUGCCAGACGUAUUCAUAAGAGCAAAUUCAUUCGUUGGGCAUUCUAGCUCUACCUCUCGUCGAGUAAGCUUUUAAAAGUGAAUUCCAUCCACACGCUCGGUUUUAUUAACGGAAGCUAACAAGGUCAUGGAUAAUAACGACAUACUGACAGAGCUCGAGACUGAGGGCAUUGUUGAGCUGUCUGCAUUCUACACAAAACGGCAAGAUGUUGCCCCACAUAUAUUCAGUUAUCUGGAAAAUACCCUCACGUGGCAGGGGCAGUCGCAUGGAAGUGAAUUAGUUCAAGUUUUUGUACCAAAGGGGAAUGACUGGAAAACAAAUGGAACAUUUAUCUCUGUUGGGCAUUUUCCCUGGAAGAUGAUUGUAACAUUCACAAUGGAAGAAAGUGGUAAUCAAUUAUUUAACGCGCUUGUAAAAACAAAUCGUUUUGACUAUGCCAAUGAUAUGUAUUUAUACUAUGCUCUUCAUGAGAAACACAUACCAAUAGUUGAUAAGGCGAUGUCCCAGCGUGGAUUAACAAAAAUCUCUGAAGAUAGAACAGAUUUAUGGAGAUUAGAUCAAAAAGAAGGCAUAUUGAAACAACCAAGUUUUCCAAAUGAUUAUACAAUGGCUCCACUAAACAUCUGUGAUGCAGGUCAAGUGAAUGAUGUGUGGCCCCAUAAGUCUGAUAGUUCCGAGGGUUAUGUGCGUAUGUUAAUUGAACUGAAUGGCGGAUGGGGCUUGUACACUCAGGAAUCUAAUGAGUUAGUUGCUUGGAUUUUAAAAUCGCAACUUGGACAACUUGCGCUGUUGCAAGUAACUGAAGAUCAUCAAAAGAAAGGUCUUGCACAAGCGCUUGUUUAUGCUCUAUCAAAGGAUAUAGCUCAGGAAGGCUUUCCUGUUCUUGCCACCAUUGUUCAAACUAACGUUGCAUCUCAAAACUUGUUUGCAAAGUGUGGCUUUGAGAAACUUUUCAUGUGUACCUUUAAUGUAUAUAAAUAAUUCUAGUUAAUUAUCAUUUUUAAUGCAAUUUCUAAUUAAACCAUUUAAAUCAA